GCAUCAAUAAUCAUGAAUGAUGACAUAAUCAAGUCAAAUGGUGAUGUUCAAUUAUCAACUAAUUUAAGUGAAAAUGAAGUGACUAAUAAAAAUCCCAUGUAUUUAGCACAUGAUUUAACAAACGAACAAAAACGAACUGCUGAUGUUUUAGACGAGAAUUAUUUGAAUACAACAAAUGGAACUUGUGUUAAUAGUCGUAAUACACUGUUUGUGGAUUUACAAUUAUCUACACCUGUAUUACAUGGACUACAUGAUGCUGGAUUUAUACGACCAUCACCUGUACAAGUUAAAGCAAUCCCUUUAGGUCGAUUAGGUAUGGAUUUAAUUGUUCAAGCUAAAUCUGGCACCGGUAAAACUGUUGUCUUUGCUGUAGUUAUUUUGGAAGCGAUCAACGUGAAACGACCCACUAUACAAGCACUUGUUUUAUCGCCAACACGUGAAAUCGCAUUUCAAUCUCAAAUGGUUAUUGAACGAUUAGGUAGUCAUAUACCUGGUUUAAAAUGUCAUCUAUUUGUUGGUGGCUUACCUUUAGCUGAUGACUUACGUCAUUUAUCCAAUUGUCAUAUUGUUGUCGGUACACCAGGCCGUGUUCGUUAUUUAUUAGAAGCUGGUUAUUUAUCUACUGAACAUAUUAGACAAUUUGUAUUAGAUGAAGCUGAUUUACUUUUAUCCGGUGGUGCAGAUGCUAAAUUAACUGGUGGUAGUGUAAAUAAUGCAUUUCCAGCUGAUAUUAAUUAUAUUUGGUGGAAUUUACCACAAUCGAAACAAGUAUUAGCUUUAUCAGCUACAUAUACAGAUUAUUUAGUUAAUGAACAUCUUCCACGUUAUAUGAAUGAUCCAGCAAUUAUACGAUUAGCUGUCAAGGAUCCAGCUUUAAUAGGUGUACGACAAUUUUUUCAUCUUAUUCAACCAACUACACGUGCUCCAGCUUCAGUAUUUGAUGCUAAAGUAAAAUUUCUAUGCAAACUACUCAAUGCUACGGAAUUUCAACAAUGUUUAAUUUUUUCAAAUUUUCAUAACAAUGCUCAAGAUUUAUGUGAUGCAUUGUGUUCACGUGGUUGGCCAGUUAGUUAUAUUUCUAGUAGUUUAGAACAAGGUGAACGUUUUCGUGCAUUCAAUAAAUUGCGCACAUUUCAAUGUCGUAUUCUUAUUACUACAGAUUUAACUUCACGUGGGAUCGAUGCGGAAAAUGUCAAUCUUGUAGUCAGUUUGGAAGUUCCAUGGGAGCAUGAAACUUACGUACAUCGAGUGGGACGUGCUGGUCGAUUCGGAAGCUAUGGAGCUUCUGUAAUCAUUGUUUCAGAUGUAGGCGAUGAAUGCAAUCUAUUGAAAAAGUUACAAGCUAACUGUCCAACACAAAUUCGUGAACUACCUGAUUCUAUACCAUCAGAUUUAACAACAUCGGAUUGUUCAAUUGAAUUGGACAAUUUAGUGACUGUGACAAAUCGAAUGAAUCAUAUUCAACCGCGUGCAAUAUUUAACAUGAUCACACCAAAAAUGAAGAAAUUCCAAACUAAUAGUAAAUCACACAAUAAUUCAAUUCAGUCAUCUAAUGACUUAUCGUUACUAUUAUCUGAACAAAAUAAAGAGAAUAUUGAAAAGAAGAAAGUUACUUGUAAUAAUUUAACAAAUUUAAAAAACAAACAACACAAAUCUACUACAAACAAUCAUCAUCAAACUAUCAAUGAUAUUAACAUUGAUCAAAAUGAUUUCGUUGAACGGUUAUCGAAAUACAUAAAUAUAGUAGAAUUUGAAAUUGACUCCGUAUCCCCGUUGGGUACCACCAUCGCUUGGGGAAAUGAAUCUGCACAGAACGUGGAUAAAAUUGAGAAAGAUCUCUUAAAUUUAUUUAAUUAUCAUCAUAAAAAUGGUGUGGAGGUGUUGUCUAAUUCAGAAAUUGCAAAAGAUACUAACAACAUUGAUAACAACUAUGCCAUAACUAACACUUGUGAAAUUAAUCAAACUCAUCAUCACUCUAAUAGCGAUAACAGUUGUUGUACUACAGAUGACGACAUUAUGAACGAUAAGAAUGUCAAAACGAAAAACUCUGUAUCACAUUUUAAAAAAUAUCCUACCAAAACAAGUAAUUUCCACUGGACUUGUAAACAAAUUUCAGCUUGGUAUGAAUAUCAUAAAUUACUAGAUUACGCAAAUUAUUUUUAUACUGAAUGGAAUUCUUCUAUGAAAGAAUAUAAUCAAGCUGUAGCCUAUUUAAACGAACUUCAACAAUUGAAAUAUUGUACAGAUUAACAAAAACAAAUAUUGUCAAGUAAUUCCACUGAAUUUUCAGCGUCAGCUGGGGACUCAUUGUAUUUGCUUAUUUGAUUUGAAAAAAUCUCUAUAUAUAAUGCAAUAUAAUUUAUUGCUGAAAAUAAAUCAGUGUUCUUUUCAUUCAUUAUGAACUGUUAUUGUUGAUUUACAUGACUAAUACUAAUACUAAUACCAAAAUUUCAUGUGUUUAGUUAUUUGUGUUAAUAUUUAAUUUUGGAAAUCUUUGUAUGUCUCAUUGAACAGUGCACACUCUAAACUUACUUUCAAUUUCCUUAUUUU
Schistosoma turkestanicum is the source of this 2550-nucleotide messenger RNA. The record is from the annotation of a GenBank genome assembly. Lineage: Eukaryota; Metazoa; Platyhelminthes; Trematoda; Strigeidida; Schistosomatidae.